AUGUCCACCCCGAUGACCUCAGAUCAGCAUGCAUAUUUGUUGCACACUAUGGUUGCGACUAUGGAGAAACAAGCGCUGUUACUCGAGCAAUUCCAAAGGUCGAAACAGCUAUUGAAAAUCAAGUUAGAGAGUGUGAAGCCUCUAACGUAUGGGGGUAGAUUGGAUGAAUCAUUCCAACUCUACAAGGAGCAAGUGGAGCAGUACUUCUUUGCAAGAGGAGUGAACUGGGAGAUUCAGGAAAUUUCUCAAAGAAUACUCGCCGACUUAGGUGGGACACUAAAGAAAGGAGCCGCUAAGUGGUAUAUGAUGCAAAAACAAUAUGACACAAACGUGGAAGAUUUCUUUAGCAAAGUCGGAAGAGAAUUCGUUCCUGCUGAUUUGCAAGAACGUCUGCGCGAAGAUAUCAACAAUAUGUGA
This is a messenger RNA of Peronospora farinosa, 417 nucleotides long. The record is from the annotation of a GenBank genome assembly. NCBI's taxonomy places the organism in Eukaryota, Oomycota, Peronosporomycetes, Peronosporales, Peronosporaceae.